UAUCCUCCUCGCAGCAGAGAAGUUGACAUGAAAUCAAAAGAGACACAUUUAUCUCCACACAGGCACACAAGGGUGUACUGUUGUCCUCCGGUCUGAUAUCUGACAGGUCAAUUUACGUGGAUCCAGUCCCCCUCCGUCAUUGCUACCCGCUGUCUCCAUGACAACUCCUGCACUAGUGUCACCUUUUACGGGGCCGCCACCGCCGCCUCAGCAGCAGCAGGGCCAGGCAGCGCGUGAUGUCAACACCGCCUCAUUGUGUCGCAUCGGCCAGGAGACGGUCCAAGACAUUGUCCUCAGAACCAUGGAGAUCUUCCAGCUCCUCCGAAACAUGCAGCUGCCUAAUGGAGUCACUUACCACCCCAACACCCACCAGGACAGGCUGGGGAAACUGCAAGAGCAUCUUCGCAUGCUUUCCGUGCUGUUCCGCAAGCUGCGCCUCGUCUACGACAAAUGCUCUGAAAACUGUGCUGGGCUGGACCCUAUACUUCCUGAGCAACUGAUACCCUUCCUCGAGGAUGACGGCACCAAACAUGAUGACCACUCAGCCGGUCAGAACCGCCCUGCCGCCGAGGACCGAAGAGAAAUCCUGGAGGUCAACAAGAAAUUGAAGCAGAAGAACCAGCAGCUGAAGCAGAUUAUGGAUCAACUGCGCAACCUCAUCUGGGAAAUCAACUCCAUGUUGGCCGUCAGAAGCUGAACACCACACCCUGAGGAUACCUGGUCAUGUGAAGGCACCACAGACUUGCUGAAGCAGCAGUUUGGUAAAGAAGUGACGACUUUGGCAGUAUUGACUUAUUUCCUGAGAAAGAAAGUGGAAAAAUGAAGACACGGUGGGAGGGGUGAGUAGCAGGCAACCUACUAAAAACGUGUUCAGAAAAUGGUCUGUCUACCUCGAUAGUAAGCAUUUCAAUCAGCAUUCUAACUUAUCAUAAAAGUGAAUAUAUAAGCUUUAUCUAUUUUGUAGCUCAUACAGCGUUAAUAUAUGUAGAGAUAUAGUUAAUUUAAUCCUCUUGUUCUUUACGUUGGAAUAUUCCUAUAACAAAUAUACAGUAAAUGUGGCGAUUGACCCGAGUAUAAGACUUUAUUAGCCCCCAUUUUUAAAAAAUUCACAUAAUUGUGUGGUAAAGUGUGAUCACAAUCCAUCGAGCCUUAGUGCGCACCAAAAAGCUUGAGAGAUGGGUCUCGGUCUGAUUGCAAAUGAACUCUAGUGCGGUUUACUUAUGCUCAAUUCAGAAUGUAAACGUAGACCAAGGACAUGGAUCAAUGUUAAAACUACAGCAAAGCGCAUGCAUAAAUGAUAAAUCUAUACCUUUGAAUAUAAGACGACUCAUCUUUUUCAGACUGUUUUCCAGUGGAAAGUACCCUCUUAUUUUCGGGUCAAUAUGGUAAUUCGUGGUUCAGCUCCUGAAAUGUGGAUAUUUUUCCCAUGUUUUUUCUGACAAUGAAAAAGAUGACAUUACUAAAUCAAAUAGAUUUAUCUAUUUUAUUCAAAUAGAUAAAUACAUUUGUAAGGGUGAUCAUUUUUGUACACAAUCGUUUUGGACGUCAUGAUGCAAAUCACUCCGGAAGAUGUUAUGACGUAAUAGUUGAAUUUGCAUAAUUGGCCAUGACGCAUUUGCAACAAGUGAGUAAAACAUGAAAUAUGUUUAAAUAAUAUACAAAUGAACUGUUAUCGGUCGUUUUUUUGUUUUUUUGAGGUGUCACAAACAAAUUGAGUGCCUUCUUAUGCACUCGCCGGUCGUUGAGAAGAGCGAUACUGUAUAAGCUUACAUACCAGAGCCUCCAAAAAUCAGCAAGGGAGAGGAAUAGCAUAUAGCUCAGUAUUGGCAACCUGCAGGUAGAGAAUGCUACGAGAUGUUGCCGACGGCAGCUCAUUGAAUGUGUUCUGUGCAUGUCGUUAGCGCUAGUUAAUAAAGGCAUUGAACGUGCUUUGCCGGCCUUGUCUCUC
Entelurus aequoreus (snake pipefish) is the source of this 1948-nucleotide messenger RNA. It is a transcript of the gene med30, whose product is annotated as mediator complex subunit 30. Bases 158 to 697 code for a protein of 179 amino acids. The transcript has 5 exons. The record is from RefSeq and is a predicted model, not a curated record. Gene Ontology annotation, cellular component: mediator complex. Lineage: Eukaryota; Metazoa; Chordata; Actinopteri; Syngnathiformes; Syngnathidae. Gene Ontology annotation, molecular function: transcription coregulator activity. Gene Ontology annotation, biological process: positive regulation of DNA-templated transcription.